Penicillium vulpinum is the source of this 1704-nucleotide messenger RNA. RefSeq names its product putative C2H2 finger domain protein. The record is from RefSeq and is a predicted model, not a curated record. Bases 1 to 1704 code for a protein of 567 amino acids. NCBI's taxonomy places the organism in Eukaryota, Fungi, Ascomycota, Eurotiomycetes, Eurotiales, Aspergillaceae. The transcript is spliced from 3 exons.
AUGUCUCCAAGGACCAGCAGUGACUCUGACCGAGUCUCUAUCUCACAGUCCAUGCAUACCUCCAUGGUUUCAGGGAUCUCAAAUAUGGCCUCAAGAUUAAUCCAGGAUGAUGAAAUGACGAGCCAUGACAACUCCUCGUUGUGCUCAAGUAUCCGUACAGCCCAUGGAAAUCCACAGGACAUGAAAGACUGGACAAUGAACCACCAAGAAUCCCUUGACCAGGCUAUCUCAAAACCAGACUCAUCCGAGGUGCAUAUGCUUUCUUUCUCGCUGUCUCAGCAGCUGAUGACCCCCACGGUCGGACCAAAUGAUGUUAUGUACCCAGGCGCGGACUUCCCAGCAGUCCCUGAUAUGAAUGACCAUGAAAUGUCCCGUGAUCUUUAUAACUCUUUCCUGGAUUUCUCUUCUGUUGAAAAUGAUGUCUGUGUCGGGAAUGGCACGCCGGAUGAUGCUCUUUCCAUCGGGCACAGCUCACACAGUACCGAGGACGGCCAUUAUAUCACAGGCCCAGAGUCGUGGACUCCAAUGAUGCAUGAUGCCCAUUACCCAGGAACCACUAUGGAACAAUACUCGUCGGGUCUUUUCCAGACCGUCCCGGUCUCUCCACCACUGACCGACGCUAGCAAUGAUAUGUCUGUUACUUCUUCUUGCUCACACCCUGGAUACACGUCAUUCAUGGCCCCCGAUGAUGCACUCCUCGGAGACUUCACCACAUCGCCCGUUGGAACAACCCAUGGACUCCACCCAGCGGAGCCCUUGUUCCCCAGCUCUUCUCUUAACGACAGGGACCUCAACAGGACCAUUAGACCCUCAAAGCAAUCCCGCCGUUCAGCAUUGCCGGCUGUUUCUCAGCACCAAGGAAAGACUGACCCCGAUUUCUUCCCAACACUCCCUGUGAGAGAACCAACGCGCCAGAGAUCUAAGGAAGGUGUUGAGGCUCGCAACCCGCGAGAGCACCAGUAUUAUUCCAUGUCUACCCACAGCGACGGAAAAUAUUACUGCCCAUUUGCCACUGGAGAGAAACCCUGCAACCACCCACCCACAACGCAAAAAUGCGCUUACCAGCAAGUCCUCCCCAAGUACCUGGAUUCCCAUCUGAAGCCAUAUCGCUGCAAGGUCCCCGCUUGCAUUGAUGCCCAGCUGCGAUUCUCUUCCAACGCAUGUCUGUUCCGCCACGAGCGUGAAGCCCACGGAUUACAUGGCCAUGGAGAUAACCCCCACCUCUGCCUGUGGGAGGGCUGUGAGCGCGCCGUCCCAGGAAAUGGAUUCCCAAGGAGAUGGAACCUCUACGACCACAUGCGUCGUGUGCAUGACUAUGCCACCUCCGAGCGCCACAGCUCCCCUGAGACCUCGCCUGGCGCUGGUCAGAUCAAGAAGAAGGAACCCACUGGCCGCAAGAGAAGAGUCACCGGUGCCACCCCAGCUCCCACCAUGAAGCGCACCCGCUCCGUUCACUCCCAGGCUAGCUCCAUCAAGGCCACCCAGACUACUGCCAGCCUUGGACAGCGCCUCCACAAUGCCGAGCAGAACUUCUUCAAGUGCCGCUCGCGUCUGCUGGAGGAGUUGGGUAACAUUUCCCCUCAGGAUACUAUCAUGCACGAGAAGGUCAGCGCCAGUUUCCAGGAGCUGUUCACCUUGGGUAUGAACUACCGUCAUAUUGAGGCCAGCCAGGCUGUUUCCCACAUGUCCAACGGACUGCCAUGA